CUUGCCCGAGGUCACACAGCUAGUCUCACGCCCCACUCCUCCCGCCUUCCCCCUGCACCAUGGCUCCGGGCCCCUUCUCCUCGGGGCUCCUCUCGCCGCCGCCUGCUGCCCUGCCCUUUUUGCUGCUGCUCUGGGCCGGGGCGUCUCGUGGUCAGCCCUGCCCCGGCCGCUGCAUCUGCCAGAACGUGGCGCCCACGCUGACCAUGCUGUGCGCCAAGACCGGCCUGCUCUUCGUGCCGCCGGCCAUCGACCGGCGCGUGGUGGAGCUGCGGCUCACUGACAACUUCAUCGCGGCUGUCCGCCGCAGAGACUUCGCCAACAUGACCAGCCUGGUUCACCUCACCCUGUCCCGUAACACCAUCGGCCAGGUGGCCGCCGGCGCCUUCGCCGACCUCCGCGCCCUCCGCGCCCUGCACCUCGACAGCAACCGCCUGGCCGAGGUGCGUGGCGACCAGCUCCGCGGCUUGGGCAACCUCCGCCACCUGAUCCUCGGCAACAACCAGAUCCGCCGGGUGGAGUCCGCCGCCUUCGAUGCCUUCCUGGCCACCGUGGAGGACCUGGAUCUGUCCUACAACAACCUCGAGGCCCUGCCGUGGGAGGCUGUGGGCCAGAUGGUGAACCUGAACACCCUCACGCUGGACCACAACCUCAUCGACCACAUCGCCGAAGGGACCUUCGUGCAGCUGCACAAACUGGUUCGCCUGGACAUGACCUCCAACCGCCUGCACAAACUGCCCCCUGAUGGGCUCUUCCUGAGGUCCCAGGGCUCGGGGCCGAAGCCGCCUACGCCGCUCACGGUCAGCUUCGGCGGCAACCCCCUGCACUGCAACUGCGAGCUGCUCUGGCUGAGGCGGCUGACGCGGGAGGACGACCUGGAGACGUGCGCCACCCCCGAGCACCUCACCGACCGCUACUUCUGGUCCAUCCCCGAGGAGGAGUUCCUGUGUGAGCCCCCGCUGAUCACGCGCCAGGCGGGGGGCCGGGCCCUGGUGGUGGAGGGCCAGGCGGUCAGCCUGCGGUGCCGCGCCGUGGGGGACCCCGAGCCCGUGGUGCACUGGGUGGCGCCCGAUGGGCGGUUGCUGGGGAACUCGAGCCGGACCCGGGUGCGGGGGGAUGGGACGCUGGAUGUGACCAUCACCACCUUACGGGACAGCGGCACCUUCACCUGCAUCGCCUCCAACGCCGCCGGGGAAGCCACUGCGCCCGUGGAGGUGUGCGUGGUGCCCCUGCCUCUGAUGGCGCCCCCGCCAGCCGCCCCGCCGCCUCUCACGGAGCCCGGCUCCUCUGACAUCGCCACGCCCGGCCGCCCUGGUGCCAACGAAUCGGCCACCGAGCGCCGGCUCGUGGCGGCCGAGCUCACCUCGAACUCGGUGCUCAUCCGCUGGCCCGCCCAGAGACCUGUGCCCGGCAUCCGCAUGUACCAGGUCCAGUACAACAGCUCCGCGGAUGACUCCCUUGUCUACAGGAUGAUCCCAUCCACCAGCCAGACCUUCCUGGUGAAUGAUCUGGCAGCAGGCCGCGCCUACGACCUGUGCGUGCUGGCUGUCUACGACGACGGGGCCACGGCACUGCCGGCCACGCGAGUGGUGGGCUGCGUGCAGUUCACCACCGCUGGGGAUCCCGCGCCCUGCCGCCCACUGAGGGCCCAUUUCUUGGGUGGCACCAUGAUCAUCGCCAUCGGGGGCGUCAUCGUCGCUUCGGUCCUCGUUUUCAUCGUUCUGCUCAUGAUCCGCUAUAAGGUCUACGGCGACGGGGACGGUCGCCGCGUCAAGGGUACCUCCAGGUCGCCGCCGCGGGUCAGCCACGUGUGCUCGCAGACCAACGGCGCAGGCGCCCCGCAGGCCCCUCCCCCGCCGGCGCAAGACCGUUACGAGGCGCUGCGCGAGGUGGCGUCCCCCGCUGCUGCCGCCGUGGCGGUCGAGGCCAAGGGCCCCGCGGCCGAGACGGCUUCCGCGGAGCCGGAGAACGUCCUUGGACGCUCCCUGGGCGGCUCGGCCACCUCGCUGUGCCUGCUGCCGUCUGAGGAAACCUCUGGGGAGGAGUCUCGGGCCGCGGCGGGCCCUCGGAGAAGCCGUUCCGGGGCCCUGGGGCCGCCAGCUUCGGCGCCUCCCACUCUAGCUCUGGUUCCUGGGGGCGCCCCGGCCCGGCCGAGGCCGCAGCAGCGCUAUUCGUUCGACGGGGACUACGGGGCGCUCUUCCAGAGCCACAGUUACCCGCGCCGCGCCCGGCGGACAAAGCGCCACCGGUCCACGCCGCACCUGGACGGGGCCGGAGGGGGCGCGGCCGGGGAGGACGGAGACCUGGGGCUGGGCUCCGCCAGGGCACGCCUGGCCUUUACCAGCACCGAGUGGAUGCUGGAGAGUACCGUGUGAGCGGCAGGCGGGCGCCGGCACGCCUGGGUGCCGCGGACAAACGCCCAGCCGCCCGGACGCCGGGGCAGGACUCGCGGGAGAAAGCGCGGCGCCUAGUCGUCGGACUAUAGAGGCGGAGACUCGCCCUUCUCCUCCCCGGAGGGGGCGGGACUGCCUCGUCUGCGGCUCUUGGCCACGCCCCCGGGCCCCGGGGAGUUAGGGGGCGGGCAGCCGGGCCCCCUUCCUCCACGGACUCCUCGCCUCCCUCCUGCCCCUCCCCCCGCGCGCUCGCGGACCUCGCUGGAGCCGGUGCCUUACACAGCGAAGCGCGGGGAGGGGCAGAGCCCCCCCGACACUGCAGCACUGAGACACGAGCCCCUUCCCCCCGCCCGGGACCCGGGGCAGGGGCGAGGGGCCCAUUUCUUGUAUCUGGCUGGACUAGAUCCUAUUCUGUCCCGCGGCGGCCUCCAAAGCCCCCACCCCACCCCAUUCACCUCCCUGGUCCCGUCGGGUCUGGCUUGGGGUCCCCCUUUUCUCUGUUCCCUUUGUCUCUGUCCCGCCCUCUGUCGUCUUUGUCUUACGUGUCUGUCCUUCCCUAUUUGUAUCUCCUUUCUCCGUCCCGUCGUCUCUUCUCCCUCUGCCCUCCCAUAUCUUGUCCAGUCUUCCUAUCUCUCCCGAUUACCUCUUCCCACUACACAUUCUCCCGGGCAGGUCCCACUGGAAGGACCAGACUCUCCCCUAUUCCUUCCUCUUUUCCCAAAUAAACCCCCACAUGAACAAAAUCCAAAACCAAAUCCCCCUCCCUGCCGGAGCCGGGACCCUC
Molecule: messenger RNA, 3174 nt
Organism: Neomonachus schauinslandi (Hawaiian monk seal)
Lineage: Eukaryota; Metazoa; Chordata; Mammalia; Carnivora; Phocidae
Gene: LRFN1
Product: leucine rich repeat and fibronectin type III domain containing 1
Exons: 3
Coding region: 60-2372 (770 amino acids)
Molecular function (GO): protein binding
Source: RefSeq, a predicted model, not a curated record